Molecule: messenger RNA, 645 nt
Organism: Meloidogyne enterolobii
Lineage: Eukaryota; Metazoa; Nematoda; Chromadorea; Rhabditida; Meloidogynidae
Source: the annotation of a GenBank genome assembly
AUGGUUUUCUUAUUUACAAAACUUUUUCGUAAUAUUGUUCUUCUUGUUGUGGCUUUUAAUUUGAUUGGUUACUACCUUCGCUGGAAAAAUUACAACAUUCUAGCCAAGGACUUUAAGACAAUUGCAGCGGCCGCAGCAAGUAAUAAUGCUCUAUCAGCAAUCUCAAAAUUCCAAUCUGAUCUCAAACGUACAUACAAAGGACAUACGCUGAUCGGAGAUUCGAGCUGGAAUCCUCUUUCUAUGGGCGGACUUCAGCUUCGUUUGCAAAUUAUUUAUGCUACUCCAUUUGAAGCGUUAACCUUUAUGGCUGCUGCAUCCCCAACUGUUGGCCGUUCUGGACUUCAUUGGGCCAAUUCUACUUGUACUGUUUUGACAGGAGAGUGUAUUCGUCAUUCGGAUUCGUUUAGCAAUUUGGUGAAGGAAACAUUCACUUCUGGUCAAAACUUUCGGCAAGGACAGUUUGAGAGUUAUGUCUAUGAAUUGAAGGAAGGCACUCAUUUGGUAUGCUACUCACGUGGAUUUAUUCCUGCUAGUGCCGUGCCUGCCCUUUCCGGUUCUUUGGCAGCUGGUGAUCCUCUUGGAGCUGCUAAACUGAUUUAUACAUAUACGAAGGUUUUUUUUAAUUUUUUAAUUAAAAAUAAAUAA